This is a messenger RNA of Coregonus clupeaformis (lake whitefish), 4245 nucleotides long. Its product is annotated as glucocorticoid receptor. NCBI's taxonomy places the organism in Eukaryota, Metazoa, Chordata, Actinopteri, Salmoniformes, Salmonidae. Gene Ontology annotation, molecular function: nuclear glucocorticoid receptor activity; DNA-binding transcription factor activity; sequence-specific DNA binding. The coding region runs from base 1211 to 3496 and encodes 761 amino acids. The transcript has 10 exons. Gene Ontology annotation, biological process: regulation of DNA-templated transcription; nuclear receptor-mediated glucocorticoid signaling pathway. The record is from RefSeq and is a predicted model, not a curated record. Gene Ontology annotation, cellular component: nucleus.
UGCUGCGCCAUUUAAAUUCUUCAUGUCAGUCACAGUUUGCCGUGCUUUUGCUUGAAGUUUACAAAAUUGUGCCAACUGAAAUGUAUCUAUAUAACGUUGUUAGUUUGUGUUUAGAAUAGCUAGUUACCUUCACAUACUGCAGUGUCACCUGGAGCGCGCCUCAAGGACGUCGUCUACAAAGUUUCCUUGCAUUGAAGUUGAGUGGUACGCGCUCCGUUUGGCUAUGGCUAGCUAGGACUAUUUUUUCGUACUUAUUGGCUAGCAACCGUGUUAGCAAUGUGUUGUCAUUCGCAAGUAACAUCAGAUACGUUUUAACUCACUUAAUCAUGUGUUAUAAUAACUAGCCAUUCUUGACAAACGUUAGCAAAGUCAACGUUUUGAAAGGUAGUAGCUAGCUAGCUACCUAACGAUAACUAACGUUAGCUAACUUCGCUACCAUUGGUAAUAGCUAGCGAAAUUAGCUUGCUAAUGUUGCAUGGAUGAGUUUGGCGUAACUUGAUAAAGAGAGGCAACGUUACACGAAAUCGAACACACUUUAAAAGUGUUUUUUAUUUGCAAGUUAGCUUGUUUACUGAAUAAGUAUGUUAUUUCUACAUUGGCUUGAGAGGCCAGCCGACGUGUGCAGCCGUGUUUUUGACAGCUUUUUAGAGUAUAACGGUAGUCCUGUCUGUCUUUAGAGGGGCGUUUACCGUGAAGUGUCAAACUAGCCGCCCUCAGUUUGCUAAUGUGCAGCACCAGCUAACGUUUUAAUCUGUAACUACUGUAACGUUAACGGUUGCUAGCUUGGAUAGUAUGUAAUGUCAAGGAUUAUUCUACUGUACUGUAUCAUAGAAAGCUGGUUAUGUCAAUUCUGUUAUCAAUUUAGAAUUUAUAGCUAACGAAUUCAUGUUUGUUUUUGCUUACUGUCUGAGUUCAGUAGAUUGGUAGUUUUUGAACGUUUGACAGCCCCAGAUAUAAACUGUAGCUAGCUACGUGAUCAGGGGAAUAACAGCGCACGAGCUAGCUAGCUAUAUCAAUACUUUUUAGCUGUACUGUAGCUAGCUAUAUUUUCGUCUCGCGGGGAAUGCAGCAAGCCAUUCAGCGUUGCACGAGGAAUAUUUCCUGUGAAGACGGAUUAGAAGCCAUAGAGCUCAGAAUCCCAGCAAAGUCGAACUGACUGGAGAUGAUCUAGCUUGGAAAACUCCCAUUUCUGAUAAAGCAGGAUCAAGAAAUGGAUCGAGGUGGACUGAAACACAGCAAUAACCAGGACAAGCGCUUAGAGAGAGGUGAAGAGGGAAGCUUCUCAGGUAAAGCAGGCGGUUCCAAGUCCACCACAUUAACCUCCGUGAUGCAUCUGCCUGGCUCCACACCCCAGCCUCCAGCCAGAGACUCCUCCAACGGACUGAAUGUCACUAAGACUCAGGGUGAGCGCUCCACAGCAGGGACAGCCUCCAUGGGACUCACUAUAGAGGAGGCUGAAGUGAAGGUAAUGGGCAAGGCCCUGAGAAUGCAGCACACACAGAAACAGCAGCAGAAUCAACAACAGCAGCAGCUGUUUGAGAACUUUGCUCUGUUGGAAGAGAGUAUUUCAGAUUUGAAUCGAUCCAACACCCCGGGGAGCUCAGUACUUGAAUGUCCUAAUGACCUUUUCCCGCUGAAAACAGAGGACUUUUCACCCAUGGAUAAGGACAGGCUUAACAUGGGGACAGUCAGCUUUGGACAGUCACUGAAGGACUUGGAUAGCAACGACAAUUCGCUGGACAUUCUGCAGGAUUUGGACUUGCCUGGCUCUCUGUCUGACCUGAAUGAGUUUUACCUGGCUGACGAGGCCGCUUUCCUUUCCUCCCUGUCAGUGGAUGAUGCCCUGCUCGGUGACGGCAACAUGGAAACCAAGCCCAUAGUCAGUAGCAGUGGGGGAAACUGUAAAAAUGUGAAUGGCGCGGACCAGCAGCAGCAGCUACUGGGGCCAGGCAUCUCCAUGCCUGUCAUCAAGACAGAGAAGGACGCUGACACCUCCUUCAUCCAUCUUUACACCCCAGGGGUAAUCAAGCAGGAGAACGAGCACCAGAGCUACUGUCAGAUAUCCAGCCUGGACAUACCUGGUACCCACAGCUCGGUGGACUCCAUGAGUGGACUGAGUUACCACUACAGCGCAAACACAUCGACGGCAGUGAGUAUACAACAGGAUCAGAAGCCUGUCUUUGGCCUUUAUCCGCCACUGCCCUCAGUCAGUGAUGGCUGGAACAGAGGCAAUGGAUUUGGGGAUGGAUCAGGGAUGUCAACUCCAUCCAGCUCAUCCUUUCUUGUCAGCUUCAGCAGUCCAACGGCCAGACCCGAGGCCAGCGGCUCCACGUCGUCAGCCCCUGCCAAGCACAGCGGUCCAACCCAUAAGAUCUGCCUGGUGUGUUCGGACACGGCCUCUGGCUGCCACUAUGGAGUCCUCACCUGCGGAAGCUGCAAGGUCUUCUUCAAGAGGGCCGUUGAAGGAUGGAGAGCACGACAAAACACAGAUGGACAACACAACUAUCUGUGUGCCGGGAGGAAUGACUGCAUCAUAGACAGGAUCCGCAGGAAGAACUGCCCGGCGUGCCGCUUCCGCAAGUGUCUCCAAGCAGGGAUGAACCUGGAAGCAAGGAAAAACAAGAAGCUGAUCCGAUUAAAAGGUCAGCAGGGCACGACGGAGCCGAACGCUCCAUCACCUGACGAAAGGGUCUGCGCCCUGAUCCCCAAGUCCAUGCCCCAGCUGGUGCCCACCAUGCUGUCCCUGCUCAAAGCCAUCGAGCCAGAGGCGAUUUACUCUGGCUACGACAGCACCAUCCCCGACACCUCCACCCGCCUUAUGACCACCCUCAACAGGUUGGGUGGACAACAGGUCGUCUCAGCUGUCAAGUGGGCCAAGUCCCUACCAGGGUUCCUGAACCUUCACCUGGAUGACCAGAUGACCCUGCUGCAGUGCUCCUGGCUGUUCCUCAUGUCGUUCGGCCUUGGCUGGCGCUCCUACCAGCAGUGUAACGGGGGCAUGCUGUGCUUCGCCCCUGACCUGGUUAUUAAUGAUGAGAGGAUGAAGCUGCCCUACAUGACCGACCAGUGUGAGCAGAUGCUGAAAAUCUCUACUGAGUUUGUGAGGUUGCAGGUGUCCUACGACGAGUACCUGUGUAUGAAAGUCCUGCUGCUGCUCAGCACAGUACCAAAGGAUGGAUUGAAGAGCCAGGCUGUGUUUGAUGAGAUCCGCAUGACCUACAUCAAGGAGCUGGGGAAGGCCAUCGUCAAGCGGGAAGAGAACUCCAGCCAGAACUGGCAGAGGUUCUAUCAACUCACUAAGCUACUGGACUCCAUGCAGGAAAUGGUGGGGGGCCUCCUGCAGAUCUGCUUCUACACUUUUGUGAAUAAAUCCCUGAGUGUGGAGUUCCCUGAGAUGCUGGCCGAGAUCAUCAGCAACCAGAUACCAAAAUUCAAAGACGGGAGUGUCAAGCCGCUUCUGUUUCAUCAUGCCUUAAACCAUGACACAAUGCCUUAAAACCCCAGCCUCCCCACCCUCCCGCCCGCCAUCCAGCCAGACCCGCCUGUUUUCCCUGCAGACACCCCACCAGGACCGCUACCAGUACGGAUUAAUGUAGUGAGUGUGCACUCAAAUCAGUUCCCAGAAGACUUGGUGCAAAAGAGAGAGAAAAGGAGUGUAAGAUUGUCACAUUGAUCAUGAGCGACAUGGCAACAAACUAACUGACCCUUCUGGAUGAAACAAGGAUUCAACUGUUCUGGAAUCCUGUUUAGACCGUGAAUCACUUCAAAACACUUAUUGUGAGAUUGGAGGAAUCCAAUUUUAACAACGAAAAGAGAAAGGAAUAUUUUCUAUUGAUUUAAUGCAUGCACACACCACUGAAAUGUUUACACAAGAAUAUCAGAAAAGGGAAAACGUGCCUUUUUUAGCUUUGCAGGCUGUCCAUAGCCAUUUUUCUCAAACUGUCAAAUGCAAGUAUUUUGCAUAGGAAUCUAAUAUAAACACCUUUGUAUGUAUUUGUCUGUUCUCUUUCUAAGCAGCCAUGUUUCUUUUCUAAAAUGGGCAGUUAAAUGAUCCCCAGAAGUGAAGAGAGUGAACUCCUUAUGUAAGGUACAGUACAUAAUAAAACCAACAAUAUGUUCAAUUUCAUUCUUAGCAACCUUUCAGUAGUUGUUAUGCUCAAACAUUAAUAUGAAGAAGGUUGAAUUAGAGGUUCCUGCCAUGUCUGAGCGUAUACAGUAUAUCAGGGUUCCCCAAAGUCAGUACUG